Messenger RNA from Penicillium diatomitis, 954 nucleotides. RefSeq lists its product as uncharacterized. Gene Ontology annotation, molecular function: DNA-binding transcription factor activity, RNA polymerase II-specific; RNA polymerase II cis-regulatory region sequence-specific DNA binding. NCBI's taxonomy places the organism in Eukaryota, Fungi, Ascomycota, Eurotiomycetes, Eurotiales, Aspergillaceae. The record is from RefSeq and is a predicted model, not a curated record. The coding region runs from base 1 to 954 and encodes 317 amino acids. Gene Ontology annotation, biological process: regulation of transcription by RNA polymerase II. The transcript has 2 exons. Gene Ontology annotation, cellular component: nucleus.
AUGAAUGAGUUUCAAGUGAUGCACUCUUACCUUCCCGUUCCUUCCAACCCUGGCCAGUCUGAUCCUUUGGACGAAGCUAGCCUCGCUGCAGUCCUCCUGAAUAGUACCGUUCCUGAAACUCCUGCGCCUCCCUUGAUCCCUUCCCCUUCCCAACCCAGCCGGCUUAGCUCCCGAGCCCCAGGACCUGGAGAUCACAGUGGGACCACAGUGACCUCAGGAGGAGCCCCGGCUUACUAUUCGGGACACUCGCAAGGCUGCAGUCAGCCCAGUCCUCCUUCGUCGGUCCACGAGAUGGCCCCUUGGGCCAGUUCCACCUGGGCAUCCUCGUCCCCGCGCUACCCUGAGGACGCAGUAAGCUCAGAGGUCGACAUUUCCAAGGCCAGCGGCACCUCACCGGCUGCGACUCCAGCUACCAGCGAGCUCGAGUACGGUAGGGUCGUGCCCUACUCCCAGCUCAUCUGGGAAGCUCUUAUGGCCGCCGAGGAUCACAUGCUGCCUCUCCAGGGCAUCUACGAGUGGUUCCGGCAAAACACCGACAAGCCCAACGCCGAGUCGGCCAAGGGUUGGAAGAAUAGCAUCCGGCACAACCUUUCGAUGAAUGCCGGAUUCGAGGCCCUCAAGGUGGAGGGUGCAGGUAAGCGGACGCUGAGCUACUGGCGGCUCACCGAGGAGGCGGUCCAGCACGGCGUCCAGUCCACGACUCGAUACCGCAAGGUUGGCGGCAAGAGAGGUGGGAACUGCGGUCUCCCUGACACGGCUCGUCAGCGCCCCGUAUCGCGAGGGGAAAGAAGAGUGCCGGCAUCACCAAGCGCCAAGGCUCGAGUGAUGGUCCGAGCAAGAACCGCGCUAGUCGCAGCCGGUCCUCCACGGUGCAGCGGGUUCGAGACGCAGUCCAAGCUCACCCGGGCGUGGUGUCAAGCUCCCCUUCACGACAAGUUCGGCAAAUGGGCUUGA